AGACUGCCAAUUGAGCAGUAAAUGUAACAAACCCCAGACAGCUGAUGUCUGUCAAGCCUGGAGCCUGGAAUCUCGCGAUACGAGGAGCCGGUUGGAGCUGCGAGAUCUGGGGCUCAGGUGUAAGAAAGCAUCUCAUCCCAGCAAUAGGAUAGAGCCAAACAGAUAAGUGAGACCGAGAGGCUGGAGGGAGGCACACUGUGCGGCCAUCACAAGCUUUAACAGCAGCAGCUGCAGCAGCAGCAGCAGCAGCACACAGAGAACAGGACCUGCAGCCUCCCCAUCACCAGUACCAGGGCCACUUUAUUCCUCUCACUUCAAGGAGUGCUUCUGGAUUCCAUGCAAUUCUUUCAAGAUGAUGUCCAUGAACAGCAAGCAGCCUCACUUUGCCAUGCACCCGAGCUUACCUGAGCACAAAUACACCUCCCUGCACUCCAGUUCGGAAGCAAUAAGGAGAGCAUGCCUGCCAACUCCACCGGUAAGACCUCACAUGAUGGGGAUUCGAUUCGGUUCAUUUUGUAUUAGACAUAUUGGAAGUUGCUUCCACUUUCCCCUUGUUUUCUGACUUUCCCUGACCUUUCCCCUUUUCCUGUUCGUGUCACAUCGCCUAUGUAUAAAUAUAUAUAUUUCUGUUUGUGUAUUAAUAAACCUAUACUGGAAGGCACAUGUGGAAAAAACACCCUUAAUGAUUUUUAUUUAUUCUUUUGCUGUAGUCAGCAGACCUCAUGUGAGCCUCUUCCCCCCCCCCCGCCCCCCAUACCUCACAGGCUAAUGUCUCCAGCUCCAUACUCUUUCUAUGGUUUUCUUUUGGGGUGGGUUUUGUAUUUGUUUUUAGAUUCGGCCUAAACAAUAAAAACAUUUCCCCCAGCUUUUUACUACCGCCGAACUCCAUGUGAGAGCCAGCACAAGCAGCCCGUGUAUCCGCUUUUGUGUAAUGUGACAUUGUUUGUACUUUUUCCGGUGAUAUUGAUACAAUGUCUCCAACGUUCUAUCCUCUGGAACGCUUCCAUUCUAACCCCCUGUCUCUUAUCCCUUCCAUCCGGCAGCUGCAGAGCAACAUCUUCGCCAGCCUGGACGAGACCCUCCUGGCCAGGGCAGAAGCUCUAGCCGCGGUGGAUAUGGCCGUGUCCCAGGGCAAGAGUCAUCCUUUCAAGCCAGAUGCCACCUACCACACGAUGAGCAGCGUGCAAUGCUCUUCCAACUCUACCGUGCCACUAGCUCACCACCAUCAUCACCAUCACCACCAUCACCACCAGGGUCUGGAAGCCGGGGACCUCUUGGAUCAUGUCUCGUCCCCGUCUCUGGCGCUCAUGAGCAGCACAGGACAUGAUGGAGUCGGGGGUGGUGGAGGCAGUGGAGGGGGAGGCGGUGGCGGAGGUGGUGGAGGAGGCUUGAUCUCCACCUCAGCCCAUCCACAUAGCCACAUGCAUGGCCUGAGCCACCUCUCCCACCAGGCGGCCAUGAACAUGACCUCUGCUCUUCAGCACCCUGGCUUAGUUGCUCACCAUGGACCCGGGGGGCAGGUGGGCUCAGCGGUGGGGGCAGCAGGCUUAGCCUCAAUAUGCGACUCGGAAACCGACCCCCGGGAGCUGGAAGCCUUUGCUGAGAGGUUCAAGCAGAGAAGGAUCAAACUCGGGGUGACUCAGGCGGACGUAGGGUCGGCCUUGGCCAACCUAAAGAUUCCUGGGGUGGGUUCCCUCAGCCAAAGCACUAUAUGCAGAUUUGAAUCCCUCACCCUGUCCCACAACAACAUGAUAGCCCUCAAGCCCAUCUUACAAGCGUGGUUGGAGGAGGCAGAGGGGGCCCAGAGGGAAAAAAUGAACAAACCAGAACUAUUCAAUGGGGGGGAAAAGAAGCGCAAGAGGACUUCAAUUGCUGCUCCAGAGAAGAGGUCCCUGGAAGCUUAUUUCGCUGUCCAGCCCAGACCUUCCUCAGAGAAGAUAGCGGCCAUAGCUGAGAAACUGGACCUCAAAAAGAACGUAGUGCGAGUGUGGUUCUGUAACCAGAGACAGAAACAGAAAAGAAUGAAAUUUUCUGCAAAUUACUAGCCCCCAAUGUCACCCCUACCGUAAUGUUACAAUGUAUUUAUUUAUGUAUUUAUUUAUUCCUUGAUUUAUUUUUUUCUGUUACUUUGUCUGUCUGUUGGAAGGAGAUGACUCUAGUUAAACUUUAGUUGAUCUCCAUUAGAGUGGAAAAUUAAAACCUAAAAUAUUAUUAUUAUUAAUGAUAAUUUUAAAAAAAUUCUAAAAUAAUAUAUUUAUUGCCGGG
Messenger RNA from Pelobates cultripes (western spadefoot toad), 2265 nucleotides. The record is from the annotation of a GenBank genome assembly. Lineage: Eukaryota; Metazoa; Chordata; Amphibia; Anura; Pelobatidae.